CAUUUGCGCUUCUGAAAGAGGACAAAUAAUCUCUGGCAGCAGCUAUCUAACCAGUGUCCUGAGUGUCGAAGCUGAGAGAGAAGAUAGAGGAGAUAAGAGGCUGGAGAUUGUUAAAAAUCUGCACUCAAGUUGGUGCCUGAUCCUUGGCACAACAAUCCCUCAGUGUCUAGAGGGAGACGGUUAAAUCAUGAAACUAAUUGCCAUCCUUUUCCUCUGCUCCAGGCUGCUCCCAAGCUUAACCCGGGAACCAGACUACCAGGAAAUUGACUGCAACGACAAGGAUGUAUUCCAGGCUGUUGAUGCCGCUCUGAAGAAGUACAACAGUAAGAACCAAACUGGCAACCAGUUCGUAUUGGUCCGCACAACUGAGGUCAACCAGACAGUUCACGGUGAUGUAUUUUAUUCCAUCAAGUAUGAAGUCAAGGAGGGUGACUGCCCUGUUCAAAGUGACAAAACCUGGCAGGAUUGUGAGUACAAGGACGCUGAGGAAGCCGCCACCGGAGAAUGCACAGCAAUUGUGGGGAAGAGACAAAAUGACAGAUUCACUGUGGCUUCCCAGAGCUGCCACAUUAUUCCAGCGGGAGGCCCCGUUGUGACCACCGAGUACGCCUGCCUGGGCUGCCCGCACCCCAUUUCAACGGAGAGCCCCGAGCUGACGCCCAUUCUGACGCACGGCAUCCAACACUUCAACAACAACACCAAGCACGCCUACCUCUUUACUCUGGGAGAAGUGAGAAGAGCCCAAAGACAGGUGGUGAGCGGAUGGAACUAUGAAAUUGCCUACUCAAUUGUACAAACUAAUUGCUCCAAGGAGAAAUUUCUACUCUUAAGUCCGGAGUGCAAGUUCCUUCUGGAUGGUGAUGCUGGUGAAUGUGUAGAUAACGUGUACGUGGAUCAUCAGGAAAGAAUCGAUUCCUUCUCGCAAAACUGUAAAGUUUACCAAGGGCUGGAUUUUGUGGUGCCAACUUCCAAGUUUUGCGCUGGCUGCCCCCUCCCCAUACCUGCGGACGACGAGGAGCUGCAGGAGGCGCUGACUCAUUCCAUAAGGAAGCUGAAUGCAGAGAACAAUGAAACUUUCUAUUUCAAGGUUGACACCGUGAAGAGAGCCACAGCACAGAUAGUGUCUGGGAAGAAAUUUUCUAUUGAGUUCAUAGCCAGCGAAACCACGUGUUCCAAAGAAAGCAAUCAAGAAUUAACUGAAAGCUGUGAGACCAAAAAACCUGGUCAACGUCUAACCUGCAAUGCUGCUGUUCUUGUGAUACCCUGGGAGGAAAAAAUCCAAACUACGGUCAACUGUCAAACACUGGGAAAGAUGACACUGAUGAAAAGGCCUCCAGGUUUUUCACCUUUCCGAACAGUGCAAAUACAGAGAACAGAAGAAACCACUGUAAGUCCACCUUACACUUCCAUGGCUCCUGUACAAGAUGAAGAGCAGGAUCCAGAAAAAGAACAAGAACCUACUCCUGGGCAUGGCCAGGGCCAUGAAAAGCAAACAAAACAUGGGCUUGGCCAUAGUCAUAAAUAUAAGCAUGGCCUUGGCCAUGGACAUCAAAAACAACAUGGCCUUGGCCAUGGUCACCAGCAGCAACAUGGUCUUGGUCAUGGCUAUCAACCUGAACUUGACUAUGAUCCUGAACAUCAAAGAGGACAUGGCCUUGACCAUGGACAUAAAAAUAGGCAUAAGCAUGGUCAUGGCCAUGGAAAACAUAAAAAAGACAAAAGCAAUGGAAAGCACAAUGGUCGGAGAACAGAGCAUUUGGCAAGCUCUUCUGAAGAUAGCACUACACCUUCUACACAGACAGAAGAGAAGACAGAAGGGCCAACACCCACCCCUUUCCUAGCCCAGCCAGGUGUAGCAGUUACCUUUUCUGGAUUUCAGGACUCAGGUCUCACUGAAGCUGUGAGGCCUACCACACCAUCAACUCCCUCCAAGGAUGAUGAUUGGAUCCCAGAUAUCCCGAUAGCACCAGAUAGCCUUUCCUUUAAACUGAUACCCGACCUUCCCGAAACAACCUCCCCCAAAUGUCCGGGACGUCCCUGGAAGCCAGUUGUUAGAAAUAAGUUAAUCAUGCAAAUGAUUGAAUUUCAUAAUUUUGAUCUCAUUGAUGCUCUUGAUUAACUCACAAAGCCAUGAUAUCUCCUUAACACUUCCUCACCUCUUUUCCCAUCGUCCAAACGCAAGUAUCCCGAUAGAAGACACCAAAACCCCCAUGAAGCUUCAGAACAGCUUAGAGAGAAGUGAUGAGAUUCCCAAUAGGGACAUCCCCAAUCCCUACGGACUUCACAAAACUGAGUGCAAGAGUGCUAAGUCCUUUCUCAGUUCUUCCUCACACAUUUUCUAAACUAGCAUAGAAAAUGGGCAGACUUAUGGCCUACUGCAGUUUGCUUCUCUGAUAAUGGAUGUGUACCUUAAAAUGUACGUUGUCAAUUUUCAUGCAAAGAUUCCCACCAUUCUGAAUAAACUGUGGCACCUGG
Messenger RNA from Fukomys damarensis (Damara mole-rat), 2475 nucleotides. RefSeq names its product kininogen 1 (gene Kng1). The record is from RefSeq and is a predicted model, not a curated record. The coding region runs from base 188 to 2119 and encodes 643 amino acids. Gene Ontology annotation, molecular function: cysteine-type endopeptidase inhibitor activity. Gene Ontology annotation, cellular component: blood microparticle; extracellular region. NCBI's taxonomy places the organism in Eukaryota, Metazoa, Chordata, Mammalia, Rodentia, Bathyergidae. Gene Ontology annotation, biological process: negative regulation of blood coagulation; negative regulation of endopeptidase activity; positive regulation of cytosolic calcium ion concentration. The transcript has 10 exons.